Molecule: messenger RNA, 1394 nt
Organism: Orycteropus afer afer
Lineage: Eukaryota; Metazoa; Chordata; Mammalia; Tubulidentata; Orycteropodidae
Gene: KCNMB2
Product: potassium calcium-activated channel subfamily M regulatory beta subunit 2
Biological process (GO): detection of calcium ion; potassium ion transport
Cellular component (GO): voltage-gated potassium channel complex; membrane
Molecular function (GO): potassium channel regulator activity; calcium-activated potassium channel activity
Source: RefSeq, a predicted model, not a curated record
GAAUUCAAAAGCAGUGGGGAAGAGAUGGUGGACCUAUCACAGCAUUGGUAACAGACAGCCUAUUACAGUAUUUAAUAAAAACAGAAACAGCAUGCUUAUCAUAGGCUAAUAAAUCCUACCUUCUGCACGCUUUGAAAACAGUGUGAAGCAGCUUUAACGGAGCUCCCGAUAACUAAUUUCAAGCAUGGCUGUCUAGCGUGCCUGUCACUCCUAUUGUCCUUCCAAACUCUUUCAGACAUUUUGAGGAGGGAGUAUUAAAGCUAUGAGUUAGCAAGGGUUGUGACAUUAAUGGUCCAAAAAGGCUUUAGGCACGAGAGGUAACGAUGAUUACCGGUGGCUAUUUGGAGGACUACACUGGAUCUCUGUCAUUAAAAAUUAAGCGUGGCUUUUGAGGAAGAUGUGACAACUACCAGAGGUCUUUUGGCCAUUCUUCCAGGACUUCUACUAUAAGGAAAGGAGCCCCUGGACCUACAUCCUCUAAGAUGUUUAUAUGGACCAGUGGCCGGACCUCUUCAUCUUACAGACAUAAUGAAAAAAGAAAUAUUUACCAAAAAAUCAAGGACCACGACCUCCUGGACAAAAGGAAAACAGUCACAGCACUGAAAGCAGGAGAAGACCGGGCCAUUCUCCUGGGACUGGCCAUGAUGGUGUGCUCCAUCAUGAUGUACUUUCUGCUGGGAAUCACGCUCCUCCGCUCAUACAUGCAGAGUGUGUGGACCGAAGAGUCUCAGUGCACCUUGCUCAAUGCAUCCAUCACAGAAACAUUUAAUUGCUCCUUCAGCUGUGGUCCAGACUGCUGGAAACUCUCUCAGUAUCCCUGCCUCCAAGUGUAUGUGAAUUUGACUUCUUCUGGGGAAAAAUUCCUUCUCUACCACACUGAAGAGACGAUGAAAAUCAAUCAGAAGUGCUCCUAUAUACCUAAGUGUGGAAAAAACUUUGAAGAAUCAAUGUCCCUGGUGAAUGUUGUGAUGGAAAACUUCAGGAAAUACCAACACUUCUCCUGCUAUUCCGACCCAGAAGGAAACCAGAAGAGUGUCAUCCUAACCAAACUCUACAGUUCCAAUGUGCUGUUCCAUUCACUCUUCUGGCCCACGUGUAUGAUGGCUGGGGGUGUGGCAAUCGUCGCCAUGGUGAAACUAACGCAGUAUCUCUCUCUGCUCUGUGAAAGAAUCCAAAGGAUCAAUAGAUAAGAGCAAAAAUGGAUGAGAUAAUUUUUAUUUAAAGCUCAAAUACUGUUUUCUUUCAUUCUUCACCAAAGAACCUUAAGUUUGUAAUGUGCAGUCUGUUAUGAGUUCCUUAAUAUAUUCUUAUAUGUAGAGCAAUAAUGCAAAAGCUGUUGUAUAUGCAAACAUGAUGUCUUUAUUAUUCAGGAGAAGAAAUAACUGUUUUCUGUU